Drosophila elegans is the source of this 1176-nucleotide messenger RNA. RefSeq names its product phospholipase A1-like. Gene Ontology annotation, biological process: lipid metabolic process. Lineage: Eukaryota; Metazoa; Arthropoda; Insecta; Diptera; Drosophilidae. The transcript is spliced from 2 exons. The coding region runs from base 48 to 1061 and encodes 337 amino acids. Gene Ontology annotation, molecular function: lipase activity. The record is from RefSeq and is a predicted model, not a curated record.
GCUGCUAAAAAAAAGAUCGGUUCAGUAUAUACUGAAGGGAUUUCAAGAUGAGAGUUUACGUAGUUCUAGCGGCACUAUUGACAGCAGCGAGUUCUCUUCCCAUUGAGGAGCGCGUCAAUGGCGAAAACGGCUGGUUUGUGCCCAAGAAAGAUGGCAGUUUGGAGUGGAUGGACAUGAAUGAUGCCGAAAAACUAUUGGAACACAGUGCACCCAUCGAAGGGCGUGCCAAUGAUGUGUCCUUCUACCUCUACACCAAACGCAAUCCAACCGCAGGCAAGGAAAUCAGGCCCGAUUCAUCCUCCAUUGAAGACUCGCAUUUCGACAAGAACCAUGGCACUCGUUUUGUGAUCCACGGUUGGGGUGGCCGCUACACCGAUGGUAUGAAUGUCAAGAUCACCAAGGCGUGGCUUUCGAGGGGGGACUUCAACGUGAUCGUUGUCAACUGGGAUCGUGCCCAAUCCUUCGACUAUGCCUCCUCGGUGCUGGCUGUCCCUGGCGCUGGAACCAAGGUGGGAGACAUGAUUGAGUACCUGCACCGGCAUCACGGUCUGUCGCUGGAGACUCUGGAGAUUAUUGGUCACAGUUUGGGCGCCCAUGUGGCUGGCUUUGCAGGAAAACAAGUGGGAGACAAGAGGGUUCACACAAUUGUGGGUCUGGACCCUGCCAUGCCGCUUUUCAGCUACGACAAGCCCAACAAGCGUCUAUCCACCGAAGAUGCCUUCUAUGUGGAGUCCAUUCAGACGAACGGAGGCUUGAAGGGAUUCCUGCAGCCCAUUGGCAAGGGCACCUUUUACCCGAACGGCGGAAGGAAGCAACCGGGCUGCGGUAAUGACAUCGACGGGCAAUGCUCCCACGGACGCUCCGUCACCUACUACGUGGAGGCAGUCACCGAGGACAACUUCGGGACCAUCAAGUGCAGGGACUACCAGGAUGCACUGGCCAACGAGUGCGGCAGCACCUACAGCGGUGUUCGCAUGGGAGCCGUGACCAACGCCUACAUGGUCGAAGGCGACUUCUACGUCCCUGUGAACAGCCAGGCUCCUUUCGGCAAGAUCGAAUAAAGUUCGAAGUCAUUCUUAAUCUGAAAUGGAUUGUCCGAGUUUACUUUAAGGUACCAAGUGUCGAAGUCUAUGUCUCAACAAUAAAAAUAUUUUAAAUACAUCCUAUUUAAUUAAA